This is a messenger RNA of Fukomys damarensis (Damara mole-rat), 1912 nucleotides long. RefSeq names its product neuferricin. Lineage: Eukaryota; Metazoa; Chordata; Mammalia; Rodentia; Bathyergidae. The record is from RefSeq and is a predicted model, not a curated record. Bases 278 to 1087 code for a protein of 269 amino acids. Gene Ontology annotation, cellular component: membrane; endomembrane system. The transcript has 4 exons.
GAGAGCGUCUGUCAUGACGUGUGCGUCAUCCUGCAGACUGCCUUGCCGCCAUUUUUGUUGGGGGCGGAUAAACUGUAAGAGAAGGUCUUUCACCGUUGCUCCGCUUAUUCGGCAUUCCUCCACGUUCACAAGCAAUGCCGAAAAGUAUGCGAAAGAAUCAGAGCCAAGAAAUGAGCUUUUCGCCAAAGAUUUUGAGCGUGUCACUUCGAUGACGUCACGGUCGGCGCCCCCGCCAUCUUAAUCAUGGGCAGCGAGGCGGCAACUUUGGAAGUGUGGCAUGGGUGCGGCUGUCUUAAGGCGGAGACCCUGCGGGCGUGGACUCUUGCUGAGCCUGGCCGUAGGGGUCGUGGCCAUGAUAACAUCGUGGCUGCUGGGCUGGUGUUCUUCAGCGGGCUUUCGCCUUUUCAUACCCGAGGAGCUGUCCCGCUACCGCGGCGGCCCAGGGGACCCGGGCCUCUACUUGGCAUUGCUGGGCCGUGUCUACGACGUGUCCUCUGGCCGGAGGCACUACGAACCUGGAGCCCACUAUAGCGGCUUCGCAGGCCGAGACGCAUCCAGAGCAUUUGUGACCGGAGACUAUUCUGAAGCAGGCCUGGUAGAUGAUGUAGCUGAUUUGUCCUCCUCUGAGAUGCUGACUCUUCAAAACUGGCUUUCAUUUUAUGAGAAGAAUUACGCAUGUGUUGGAAGAGUGAUAGGAAGGUUCUACAGAGAAGAUGGGCUGCCCACCCCAGAGCUGACCCGGGUAGAAGCCGUGAUGGCCAAAGGCUUGGAGGCUAAUAAACAGGCCCAGCAAGAGAAGCAGAAGUUCCCACCCUGCAAUGCUGAGUGGAGUGCCACCAAGGGCAGCCGGUUCUGGUGUUCCCAGAAGAGUGGAGGUGUGAGCAGAGACUGGAUUGGCGUCCCCAGGAAGCUGUAUAAGCCUGGGUCCCAAGAGCCCCACUGCGUGUGUGUGAGAACAACUGGCCCCCCAAGUGACCAGACUCUGGACCACCCCACACACAGAAAUCGUGGGGACCUGGAUGACCCCAGCUUGGGAGAAUACCCAGGCUGCCCCCCUCUGGCUAUCACAUGUUCUUUCCCUCUCUAAGUUGGUGCCCUAUGCACUGGUAACAUACAGAACCCUGUAUGGAACUCUGUAGGCCCUAAUACUCAUGUGCCAUAGGGUGUCUCCUGGCAUGAAACAGACUUCAGGACUCUAGCCACACCCUGCAAAUGUACCUCACCAUGGGUUGCUCAUUCUGCUGAGGCAAAAGCUGGGCAGCCUACCAGGUACUCACCAGCCUGUUUUGACAUUGUUCCCCUAUGGCCACUUACAUCUUCCUUCUGCACCCUCAGGUAUUAAUAGGUAAAAAUACUACCUUCUCAGAAAUCAGUAGGCAAUGAGGAAAAGUCUCUGAGCUCUAGCUGCUUCCUUCCUAGGCCUGGACCAGCUGCUAGUCUGAGCCCUGCCCAAAAUCCCAGCCCUGUCAGGGUAUCUGGAGCAGUGGCAGAAAGGAUCUGCAUCUCUCAGCAGAGAAAGACACAAGAAGCUGUGCAUAUUAACAGCAUAAGGUAACUUUGUCCCCAAGUCCCCACUAAGCUUGUGAUACCUGACUUUUACAACUUUUUUUUUCUAAGACCUCUACCCUAAGGCAAACUUGAGUUCCUAUCCAGUGCCAGUGAGUUGAUUACAGUUGGCCAAAACUGUGAGUGGUGAUAAUAAAAUGAGACAGGCUCAUUCUGGAAAUGGAAAGAUUUUAUACCUGUGGAUCUUGCUAAGUUCCUUAGGUUGGCCUUGAACUUGGGAUCCCCCUGCCUAAACCUCCCAAAUAGCUGGAAUUCCUGGCAUGCAGUAUUACACCAGCAAAUGUUUGUUGUUGUUUGUUUGUUUCAUUUUUUUGAGACAAGGUUUCACUAUGUAGUUCAGGCUGAU